UUUACGUAUUUGUCAUCAUCUUAGAUCUUAGCAAUAUUUUGAUUUUGCGUUGUUACAAAAGACUUUAAAAGUGUAUAAAUAUUGAAUUUAUAAUAAAAAAUGGCUCUUACAAAUGUCCUAUUGUUGAGCCAGAUUGCCGGUUAUGUUAUAGGCUUUAUUUUGUCUCUCUGUAUCAUUGUUCCUAUGAGCAUGCAUCAGGAUGAGUUUGGGGGUCACUGUCUAUUGUUCUCAAAAGGGGCAUGGCAGGAGGAAGACGGACAGCUGCUGGUGUCCUGGGCUUCUCAGGCGUACUGCAAUUACGUUAUUGCUAUUGGGGUACUCAUGUUCAUAGUCUGCCUUGUACAAAUAUAUAGACUAUCUAUAUUCAUGUACAAAGGACAAGACAGUUCUUUCCUGUCUGCUUUCAUUGAGGCUGUGGGUUGCAUGACACUUUGCGGGCUGGCCGUGUCUGCCGCAUGUCUUGUCACCCUUGGAUUUAUGAACUGGUGCAAGAUUAUCGUUGAGAGAUUUCCAAGUUGUGAGGAUGCAGCGGGACAGGACAUUGAUAAGAGAGAUAAAAUAUCUACCAAUGGUUUUUACAUUGAAAUGGGUACAGCUCAAUUUGGUGCAUGGGGUGCGUUUGCAACUUGGGUAGGCCUUGCAGUAUUUUCUACAUUAAAAGUGUGUCGCUACCACCAGCUGCAGAACAUUCAAGUCUCCAUGUACAGAGAACGGCAGCGUUUAGUCAACGAAAACGAAUCGCCCACGGCCGUAGAAGGCAGGUCCACACCUCCACUACAUUAAGUUUAUUGUAAGUGAUUUGAUACUCUCCACACAAAGAGUAAAAGCAUUUAUUAUUCAUUUUAUUUAAUACCAGCUAUUGCUCCCGAUUUCGUCCGUGUGUAAAAUUGUUAAAAGCAUAGCUUAUGUUACUCAGUGAUAACAUAGCUUUUUAAUCGUCAAAGAUUUGUUAUUAUUCCGCCCCAUAGUUUUUGAGUUUUCAUAAUACAUCUAAAAAUACAAAUCUUACCACUUUAUAAUAUCAAUGUAGAUGAUUGUUAGAUACAGUUUUUCUAAGUAAAAGAUGUCGUUACCCAUAUGUACAGUCAGCGACAUAAAUAUGUAACUAAAAUACACUUUUUGGUUCCCAUUUUCUUACCCAUGUAGGAAUGUAGUAAUAGCACUCAUAAAAUAGUGAUCUGAAGUAUAUAGAUGGACAUAGAAAUACAUAUUUUUGAAACUGAAAUAUACAAGUUUCUGAGGCGUAAAUGUAUACUUUAUGCAGCUGACUGUACUGAUGUGGAGGGUAAAAAGUAAACUUUAUUGUUGCUGUUCUAUUUAAAAUUAUAAAGUAUGUGAUAUUUAAUUUAUAUUUAAUACUAUUAUUUAAUGAUAUUUAUAAGUAAAUUUUUAUUGUAAUUCAGAUAAUGAAGUUGAGAUUGUAAUUUAAUUUUUAAAGUAAUAUAAUGAGUGUUUUGUACAAAAUAAAUUUAGAAUAUUGUCAGCUAUAGUAGAAAAGGCCCAUUCUAAUAUUGUUUGAUUCUAAUAUUGUAAUGGCCGAAUACUGAAUUGCUAAAGACUUCGGUUCGGCAGAUAUCAAAGUUUCAUUAGAAUUAGGAGAUUCAGCAAAGUCUUAUCAUUAACGACUCAUUAUCCCGUUCUUAUCCUAAUCCUGUAGGGUCGCAUUAGGUUUACGUCCUCCAAGUAAAUCUAUCUUCCGUCAUCUGUCAUCACGUCUCUCUUGAUCAUGUCACAUUUAAGAAAUAUUUGAAUGUCGUUUUAAUGUUCGGCGGAAAGUGAUAUUUCGAUGUUAAUUUCUUGUUGGCUUAUGUUUGUGUAAAAAAUAGAGUAAUAUUAGAUUUGUGAAUUUACAUCUUUUGAUAAAAGAUAAUUGGAUUCUAAUUUAUGGUAUAUCGAUAAUGAUUCCAUACAUUAAAAGUUUUCAUGUCAAUUUGUUUGAUAAUCUUUGUAAUAAGACAAUUAAAAUGUAAUAUAUUUGAUCUCAUGCCGGAACAUUUUAUCACAUAUUUUUUUAUUCAUUAAUGUAAAUAAUUCAAUAUAACUGUAGAAAGCGACA
Messenger RNA from Papilio polytes (common Mormon), 2056 nucleotides. Its product is annotated as transmembrane protein 179. The coding region runs from base 100 to 783 and encodes 227 amino acids. The record is from RefSeq and is a predicted model, not a curated record. NCBI's taxonomy places the organism in Eukaryota, Metazoa, Arthropoda, Insecta, Lepidoptera, Papilionidae. The transcript is spliced from 5 exons.